Messenger RNA from Choloepus didactylus (southern two-toed sloth), 424 nucleotides. Its product is annotated as protein PET100 homolog, mitochondrial. The record is from RefSeq and is a predicted model, not a curated record. Gene Ontology annotation, biological process: mitochondrial respiratory chain complex IV assembly. The transcript is spliced from 4 exons. Gene Ontology annotation, cellular component: mitochondrial inner membrane; mitochondrion. Lineage: Eukaryota; Metazoa; Chordata; Mammalia; Pilosa; Megalonychidae. The coding region runs from base 128 to 358 and encodes 76 amino acids.
UGACAUCACGCUAGAGCGCGCCGGCCAAACAGCUUCAGUGUUGGGGCCCUUGAAAUACCAAUAGGGUGCUGUAUUGUUGCAGUGUCGGCUAUUGGCGGAAGAGACUUUGGAGACCGAGAGAAACAAGAUGGGGGUGAAGCUGGAGGUGUUUCGGAUGACACUCUACCUCACCUUCCCUGUGGCUAUGUUCUGGAUUGCCAAUCAGGCCGAGUGGUUUGAGGACUAUGUCAUACAGCGCAAGAGGGAGCUGUGGCCACCUGAGAAGGAGGGCCAGCGUCAAGAGCUAGAAGAAUUCAAAGAGAGGAUACGGAAGCAGCGGGAGGAAAAGCUCCUUCGAGCUGCCCAGCAAGGCCCCUGAGGCCUCCAUGUUCUUGAGUUCUAGUCCCUCCAGCCACCAAAUAACACACAUAGUCAUUCCUUUGUU